CGCUGUUUGCAAUUUGACGUGGCAUUCCGUCAGUUUCGCCCAAACGUCAAAAAUUCAUUGUUUGUCUAAUCUCUCUCAAAAACUCCAAUGGAAGCAGUUAAAGUUCAUUCCACCACCGAAUUUCUCUCAAACUCAAACUAAACCAACUUCAAGCAUGUCAUUUGACCGUGAAUGUCCUGAAAUGGUUCACGUUGCAGUCAAUACGGACCCUCUCCAAAUGUUGUUACAAGACGAAUUCACAAAAACGCAGCACUAUGGCCUAAAAGUACGCAAUAUCCCACACACAAAAAUCUCCGAAAUGAACGAACUGAAAGUUUGGUACGAUUUUGGGGAAAAAAUCGGCGAAGGCGGAUUUGGCAUCGUAAUGGCAGUGCGCGAAAAAAGCAACAAUAAACAAUGGGCGAUGAAACUCAUCUCCAAAUCAACAGCCGGUGAUCGGAUAAAAAUGGUGGAGCAGGAAAUACAAAUCUUGAAAUUAAUCCACCACCCUCAUAUAAUCUACCUUGACAAGAUUUUCGAAUCUCCGAAAAAAAUGUACCUGGUGUUUGAGCGUUGUCACGCCGAUUUCGCAAAAAUCUACAACGAGCGCAAGCCCUUUGCUGAAAAAAUCGCCAAGAAGAUAAUUUCGGAACUGGUCGAUGCUGUGGCGUAUUUGCACAAAUACGAAAUCGUUCAUAGAGACUUGAAGUUGGAAAAUAUUCUACUCGGGGAAAACCCGCUCGACCCAACCGACGAAUACUACAUCAAACUAACCGACUUUGGCUUGAGCAGCAUCGUCAAGUCGGGCAAAGGCAUCGAAAGCAUGUUGCACGAAUUUUGCGGAACGAUUUAUUACAUGGCGCCUGAAAUGAUUACCUUCAGGUCGUACAGUCAAAUGUGUGACAUGUGGUCAAUUGGUGUGAUUCUCUACAUGCUAGUGAUUGGGAAAUUUCCAUUUUAUGGCAAAACCGAAAAAGAAAUCCAAGUGAAAAUUUGCACACAAUCGCCUAAAUUUGAUGCGAAAUUGUCGCAAGAAGUCGAAGAUUUGAUUUUGUUGUUGUUGGUCAAAGAUCCAGUCAAACGCAUACGGGCGACGGAGGUUUUGCAACAUCCCUGGAUUUUGUCCAAGAAAAUGUCCAGGACGAUGCAUUACAAUAUUAUGGAUAAGAUGAAGGAGUGGAAGUCGGAAAUGACGGUGGAAACAGGUGCGGUGUCUGAUUGGGUAAUGGCUCCAGACGACGUAAUUGAAAUCAACCGGUCACAAACAAAGCAAGCGAUGAAUCUACCAAAAACUAAUAUUAAUUUUGACAGGGCUAGUAGGAGGAUGAGUAACCCGAAGAAACCUAGUCUAAAGGAACAAGUAACAAGAGCGAAACCGAAAGGACAGUCUGGCAAAAAGCGGGUGAAUUAAAAUAGCCGCAAAGUAACGACUAGUUAUUGUGUAAUAAUGUUUACUUUACAUAUUGUGUACCCUAUAAAGUUGACAUUACAAUGA
Tribolium castaneum (red flour beetle) is the source of this 1474-nucleotide messenger RNA. Its product is annotated as serine/threonine-protein kinase 33. The coding region runs from base 155 to 1390 and encodes 411 amino acids. The transcript has 7 exons. Lineage: Eukaryota; Metazoa; Arthropoda; Insecta; Coleoptera; Tenebrionidae. Gene Ontology annotation, biological process: protein phosphorylation. The record is from RefSeq and is a predicted model, not a curated record. Gene Ontology annotation, molecular function: ATP binding; protein kinase activity.